AUGGUACACCUUUCUUAUUACAUCAUGCUCACUACUCGGUGAGCUUUACUACACUGACGUUUCCGAACGCAGCUUCUGGCAGCCUAGACUUUGCAUUAAGGAAGUUUUUAUUGUAUUAUCUUAACCUCUAUUAACCUUUCGUAUUAUUUUUCUUAAGAUAAUACAAAUUUAUGAAAUUUGUAGGGAAAAUUAAAAUUUGAAUUUGUAGUUAAGCUAAACUAUUUGCUGUAUGUUUUAAUUUUGUCUUUGAAAAAUUCUUGUGGACGUGAUGUAUAAGAUGUUUUAAGAUAUUGAAUUAUAUAUGAAUGUAAAAUGCAUAGUGAAAGUGAGGAAGGAGAAAUUGUAUCAGACUUCGAAGAAGAUUUUGCAGAAGAGUUAUGCAGUUUACCUCAUGUUCUAAAAUUCAUACAUAAACGGAAUGAAUAUAUAAAAAAACAACGGAAAAAAAUUGAUAAACUUCGAAAGAAACUCAAUCAGAAGAAACAGCAAAACUUGAUAUGUACAAAAACAUUUGUACACUGCGGGACUCAGACAAAUCCUUUAAUUUUUAAUGACUUAUUAUCACAAGAUUGGAAUAUUAAUCACAAUAUUAAUUCAUCAAGUAUAGUAGAUCAAGUGAAGCAAGUAGCAGAAUCAGCUUUAUUACAGACUGGAUUUGUUUAUGAGCACACAUCAGGAAUGUAUUAUGAUUAUAAAACUGGAUAUUAUUAUGAUACGAAUCAAGGUUUAUAUUACGAUGGAAACACUGGAAUAUAUUACUAUUAUGAUGAGGAUAGUAAUACGUAUCAAUUCCAUAGUCAAAUCUGUAUAGACAAAACUAUUCCUACAUACCUUUCAACUUUCCAAAAGAAGGGAGAAGAUACUGAAAAAAUAUAUAAGGAUGACAUGAAAAAGGGAAAAUAUACAAAUGAAGAAAAUUUUGAAGAUAAAGAACCAGAAGAGGGUGAAUAUUUACAGAGUGAAAAUGAGGGCAUUUCUGACAAAAUUAUUCCUGAUGUAUCUACAAAUAGCGAAAGUGAUGAUGAAAAACAAGAUUUAGCGAAAAGUUAUCCACCAUGUAUGAGACUUAUUGUUAAGGAAACAGAUUUAGCAAAAUUAAAAUUGGGUUCUCUCUUUCUCGUGACAUGUACAGGAGGUACGUUAGGUCGAGAGGGAGAUCAUUCAGUGCUGAUAUCGGAUAUAAAUAUUAGCAAGUAUCAUGCACGUUUUAUAUACGAUGAAACUAAGAAACAGUAUCAAGUGAUAGAUUCCGGUUCAAGAAAUGGUACUUUUAUAAAUGGUAAACGAUUGUCAGUAGCUAAACAGGAAUCUGAGCCUUAUGAAAUAACGCAUGGAUCAGUUAUAAAAAUUGGUGGAACGAAAUUACUGUGUCAUAUUCAUCACGGAAAUGAAACUUGUGGUCAUUGCGAACCAGGUCUUGUUCAACAAAACAUUAAUCUCAAUGAAAAUAAAAUUUUGAAGACAAAACUUUAUAAAGAAGAGUUGCGACGUCUAAAACAUAAAUUUGGAAUUGAAAAGGAUAAUGUUGUGUCUAGUGGUCAAUUAGCUUCAGGUUACCAAGAUAGAGCACAAGCUAGACGGCUGUAUGUAGGUUCGUCGGAUCCUCACGCUAAGACACAACAAAGUUCUGUUCACACAUCAAUAACAAAGGACAAUAAAGGAUUCAAAUUGCUUUCGAAAAUGGGUUGGUUCGAAGGUCGUUCUUUGGGCAAGGAUGGAAAUGGAAGGACAGAACCUCAACCCUGAAAUUUUGUCGUUUUAUCAUUUCCUGGAUUGACAGCGAAACGCUAUGUGGAGGAAGUUUUGCAUCUUCACGUCAUUCCGAUGCGUUGUCAAAUGGGACGCAAUUUCAUCUUAAUCGCCGCGUCGUUCAUUCUCUCCCUCUAUUGUUAUUCUAUCUCUCUUUCCUGUAUAUGAUCUUUAUUUUACAUACGGUUAGAUAGAAGUAUAAGAUGAUGGAGAACGCAAUGCUAGAGAACGCUGGUAUGAGAGAAAUCAUGAAUGUGAAAGAGAGAACGGAAGCGCAAGAGAAUACGAGAGAAAGAGCGAGAAGAUAGUACUGCGGACGUCACGCGAUCUCGUGGCGCGUCAAAAUGAGUUGGAAGGGGGAUCGCGUUUUGCGGUCACGUUUCGAAGUCCGUGACCGUAACUGAGGAACGGCUGAAUAAGAGGGGGAAAUCGCGCUCCGGAAUCCGCGCCCGUCCACCACUACAGCUAUGAUGCUCCAAUCUAUUUGUAAUGUUUCCGGUCGCAUGCUCUAUCCUACUCAUUAUGUGAGUGUGAAAGAGCAUGAGAGUGUGAGAGAGAAUGAACGAAAGCACGAGAGAACGCGUGAAUAACACUGCGGCGGAGGACGUGAGCGCCAGUGAACAUGAGUGUGACGGGAGCAAGAAUAUAUAUCUAGGAUGGAGUGUGUGAAAGUAAAGGAAUACAACAAAAAAA
Monomorium pharaonis (pharaoh ant) is the source of this 2442-nucleotide messenger RNA. Its product is annotated as angiogenic factor with G patch and FHA domains 1. NCBI's taxonomy places the organism in Eukaryota, Metazoa, Arthropoda, Insecta, Hymenoptera, Formicidae. The transcript has 8 exons. The coding region runs from base 313 to 1746 and encodes 477 amino acids. The record is from RefSeq and is a predicted model, not a curated record. Gene Ontology annotation, molecular function: protein binding; nucleic acid binding.